AUGUUCAGCCUUCUCAUAGCUGCUACGGAUCAGUCUGUCUCCUAUGGUUCUGGAUCUUUCUAUGGCGAGGAGUACACCGAUCAGGUUACUCUCGGUAGCUUCGUCAUUCAGGACCAAUCCAUCGGUGUGGCCACGGAAGCCAGCGGCUUCCAGAGCGGCGUGGACGGUAUCUUGGGUAUCGGCCCCGUCGACCUCACUGAGGGUACUGUCAACAACACUGACACUGUUCCUACUGUUACCGACAACCUGCUUUCCCAAGGUCUUAUAUCGACCGAAGUUGUUGCCGUCUCCUUCGAGCCGACUAACCAGCAGAGCGUGACGAACGGCGUGCUGACUUUCGGUGGCACUGACUCGAGCAAGUUCACCGGCGCCAUCGACUAUGUCCCUUUGACGAACACUUAUCCCGCUUCUCUGUACUGGGGCAUCGAUCAGUCCAUCGUCUACGGCAGCACAAACCUGAACAUCCUGUCUAACACUGCUGGUAUCGUCGACACAGGCACUACCCUCAUUCUCAUUGCCACUGAUGCUUUCCAGACGUAUCAGCAAGCUACGAAUGCUACUUUGGAUGACACUAUCGGCUUGUUCAGCAUCUCAAGCUCGCAGUACGACAAUCUCCAGGAUCUGUACUUCAAUAUCGGCAAUCUGGCCUGUACGUCUGCCAUAGCUGCUCGCUAUGAACCACUUGAGUUGACAGUGGGAUCUAUGCAGCGUUCUCUCAACACACUUAUCGGCGGCAGCGCGGACAACAUUUACCUCGUCGUCGCUGAUAGCGGCGACCCCUCCGGUCAAGGCCUCGAUUUUAUCGAUGGCCAGGCGUUCCUGGGGAGGUUUUACUCUGUAUUUGAGUAUCGCCUCUACUCGCCAGCCAGCGCUUCUGCGAACCGUGCCUUAUGCCUUGCUUCCCACCAUCACCAUGAAUCGAGGAGCCCUCUAGCAGAGGCGAAGCAACUUAGGAGGGCCAACGAUGUGACGAUUGUCAAAACGUGCUUCGCUUCAGCCGGUUCUGGCGGUGGUCGGCGUCGACGGUCCUGCGACCGCUUGAUUCUCGUUGACACCGGUUAUUUGAGCGUGCGGAUUGGUGCGAAUAAGCGUUGCGUUCCGGUCGCGACGAACUCGGACGAGAGUGCUGGCCACAGCGUCUCUAGCAUGUGCUGCUCAGAGUCUUUCUCAGAACAGGAGAAUCUCAACCAGAUGACUCUUGUGAGCCUUGCCACCGAAAACCAGCCCAUUGGUGCAGCAGGCUACAUGGGCAGCCGGAACCAGAACGUCCGCAUCCUUCUGAGUCUUCUCUCGCGUGUAUCACAGACUAGCCUUGCAACUAUGUACCUCCUGGGUGAUUUACGUCUGUUCAUGCAUACGCGUCGACUUAUGCUGACUACGCCUUUAUAG
Molecule: messenger RNA, 1389 nt
Organism: Phanerochaete carnosa HHB-10118-sp
Lineage: Eukaryota; Fungi; Basidiomycota; Agaricomycetes; Polyporales; Phanerochaetaceae
Exons: 11
Coding region: 1-1389 (462 amino acids)
Biological process (GO): proteolysis
Molecular function (GO): aspartic-type endopeptidase activity
Source: RefSeq, a predicted model, not a curated record